Molecule: messenger RNA, 2318 nt
Organism: Salvia miltiorrhiza (redroot sage)
Lineage: Eukaryota; Viridiplantae; Streptophyta; Magnoliopsida; Lamiales; Lamiaceae
Product: transcription factor bHLH68-like
Exons: 8
Coding region: 273-1064 (263 amino acids)
Biological process (GO): regulation of transcription by RNA polymerase II
Cellular component (GO): nucleus
Molecular function (GO): protein dimerization activity; RNA polymerase II cis-regulatory region sequence-specific DNA binding; DNA-binding transcription factor activity, RNA polymerase II-specific
Source: RefSeq, a predicted model, not a curated record
AUUAAGCAAUAACCCCACAAGUAUAAAAUACUCUAUUGUUGAUAGAGACACGGCGGUUUGAUUUCUUCUACUUCCACUUCUGGGAAACCAAACACAGUUUUGAAAGCUUCAGCCGAGCCUUGUUUUGGUGCGUAAACAAGGAAAUAUGACAAAGUUUUGAACUUUGCAGAGAGGGAGAGAGAGAGAUAGAGGGAUAUAUUUAUGUGCAGUUAGAUAUAAUUAUAUAGUGAUUUAGAGAGAGAGAGGAAGGAAAUCUUGAUUUGGAGUAACAAAUGAUGGCUGGAAACCCUAAUUGGUGGAGCAUGAAUGGCAUGCAUCCACAGCUUUCUUCUCAGCUCAUCUAUGGCGCCUCCAACUCCCCCAACCCUUCUCCUCCCGAUCUCCACCACCCCAGCCCGGAUUUUCCGGUUAGGUCGUGGAGCCAGCUGCUUCUGGGCGGCGAAGGGGAGAGAUACGGCGCAGGUCUAUUUCAGCAGCAAAAGAAGAUUGAGAACUGGGAAGAGCAAGUGUUGAAUUUGAACCCAUCUUUCACAAGAAAUAAUAUUCCUGUUGGCGAUGUGAAGCAAGAGUCCACACACAUGAAUUACACACAUGUAGACGAUGAAGAACAAUUUCACCCUUGGCCACGUCAGCAACUUGCAGCCUCCUGCGUCACCACCUUGACCAACAACACUGUCUUCAACUUCUCCGCCGCCGCCGCACAAAGUAAGAAUCAACACCACAAUCAGGACCAUUCAUCUGAGUGUAACAGCACGAGUACAGGUGGGGUAUCAAAGAAGGCUAGGGUUCAACAGUCCUCAGCCCAACCAGCUUUGAAGGUGAGAAAGGAGAAGUUAGGGGAUAGAAUAACAGCUCUUCACCAACUUGUUUCUCCAUUUGGGAAGACUGACACUGCUUCUGUCUUGUCAGAAGCCAUUGGCUACAUUAGAUUCCUUCAGGGUCAAAUUGAGGCCCUGAGCUCUCCAUACAUGCGCAAUGCAGCAGGAAACACACAUCACCAACAUUCUGUAAAUAAGUUCAAGAGAGGAAUUGUUUGUUUCCCGAAGAGCCUUCUCAGUUCUUGAAUGAUAUUUCCAUGGAAGGAAGAGGAGCUUCUAAUCAGGUAACCUCAUCACACUAUUCAUUUUUUUUUCUUUUUUUUAGGUGAAAAUUAAUCACAUAUAAGUAGCUAAUAACUUGUAAAUUUGUCAGUUCGAUAAUAAAUAAUAAUAAAAAUUUGUUUACUACUAAUAUUCUUUUGGUUGAUAAAUGGUGAUGGAAAUUAAUUAAUGGUAGCUAGUCUGGUAACACUUUAAUUUCAGAUGCAAUGAAUGCAUGACUAAAGAUGUCAAAAGUAGACGAAACUAAAUUUUCAAAGAGAUCAUAAAAGGCAGUUUUAAAACUAACAAUUUGCUGGGUAAUUAAUCAUAUGGGGAAUUAAUGGGAAAAUUAUGGAUAAUUCCAUUAGGAUAUAUUUUGGUACUUAAAGAUUGUCUAAAUUUAUGGUUUUCUUUGCAAAAAAGUUUCAAUUCGGAGGAAAUUCAAGGAGUUAAGUUCAUUAUCAUAACGGGAAAUUGUAGAACAAAAUAAAAGAAUAAUUGACACGCAUGCUGUUAUGAUGGAUGACUAAAUUAAUUUCCAUAUGCAUGCAUGCAUAAUUUUUGUUACAUUUCAUGGCUUGUAUGUAUAAUGCAAAUGCGAUAUGGUAUUAAUCAAUUGAUAGGAAACUUCAAAAAUGAAUGAAAGAGUAAAUACAUAAAGUAGUGUAAUCGAAAUGGUCACUGAAACAUCGAGACUGGUGUUGAUAUUUGUUAAUAACAAUUAAGCAAUAAAAACAACACACAUUAUGCCAUAGUAUAUAACGUUAAAUAUUAAAGUGAAAAUGUGAUAAUAAUUUCUGUUAAUCAGCAUAUUGUGUAUGCGUAUGCACGUGGAUGUGGAAAAUAAUAAUAGAUAUUAUAGUAAUUAUUUAUUUUGUUGAAAAACAAAAAAAAUGUUCAGGAUUCACAAGUGAAAGAUUUGAGGAGUAGAGGUCUUUGCUUAGUUCCGAUUUCAUGCACUCAACAUGUGGGGAACGAGAAUGGUGCCGAUUACUGGGCUCCGGCAGCAUUCGGCGGCGGCUUUUGAUUUUCCGGCCACCGUCUGCUGUAACAUCAGAAGCAGUCAUUCUCCAAGAACUAAGGCUGACUGCUUAUGAUGCUACGGCGCCUAAACCUAGCUCUAUGUUUAUAUUAUGUGCAUGUAUAAUUAAUAGGGGCAGCAAAAUUGAUUAAAUAUAUUGUUGAUGUAAUUAACCUAAAUAAUCUGCUAUUAUAUUUAUAUGCAUGCAUGUUGCUUAA